UGAGCCAUACUCAACAUGUGAACAAUAUUUCAAUGUGCGAGUAUAUUUUAAUUAUUUAUAUUUUAACACACUUUCAAAUUACAAAGUGGCCAAGUUUUAACUUAUUUAUAACGAGUAAGACUGAAUAUAAUGGAUUACAAUAUUGAUGAUGCGUUGUGUGAAUCAGGUCAUGGACUUUAUAACUAUGCUGUUCUGGCGGCAUGCUGUCUAAUCAACCAUGCAUCAUGUUUGGAUCUCCUUAGUUUUGGCGUCAUACUACCAUUAGCUAUGUGUGAACUCAAUAUAGGGUUGACCGAAAGUGGACUAUUAACUUCAGUACCUUUAGCAGGGUUUAUCUUCAGCCUUCCGUGGGGAUACUUCGCCGACACACAAGGAAGACGGAGAGCUCUCAUGCUGUCCACGUCAGUCGGCUGUCUGUUCGCCAUGGCCUCCAGUUUUGCUCCCAACUGGCAAACUCUACUCGUACUUAAAUUUAUAGGAAGCAGUUUUUCUUCAGCGGGCAUCACUUUGACAAUAACUUACUUGGGAGAGUGCACUGUAGAGAAACACCGGAGCCAAUACAUGUUCAUUAUGAACAGCGCCAAUUUGGCUACCGACAUUGUGUUAUUUGGCUUAGCUUAUUUAAUUUUUCCUCAACAUAUCGACGUGCCUAUACCCUGGCUUUCCAUCAGAUAUACGCCUUGGAGGGCAUAUUUAUUUACAAUGGCAAUCUUGCUGGGCUUGGGCUGUUUGAUGAUAGUCUUUUUGUUUGAAAGCCCCAAGUUUUUGGCUUCCGUUGGAAAAACCGAACAAGCACUAGAUGUUUUAAGAAAAAUGUAUAAGUUGAACAAAAGGACUAAAGACGAAUAUUCUGUUAGAAGUCUGAAACAAUUAGACACGGAGGUAUCAGAAUCGUUUUGGAUGUCACUGAAAGAUAAAACAGUACCAAUAUUCAAACCGCCAUUGCUAUGGCGAACAAUGCAGCUCUUCUACCUCUUUGCCAUUUGUUACAGCACAAUCAACGUAUUUUAUAUGUGGUUCCCGCUUUUUAUUAACAAUCUCUUUAGUUCCAACUUUACGACAGAGGAUAAGAAUUUUUGCGAGCGAAUCUACAGCAAUUCGUCGACUAACAGUAAGACUGAUAAUGAAACUUGUGACGCUCACAUGUCGGAAUAUACGAUUUAUUCCGGAAUAUUCUACGGGAUAGUUCUAACCGUUUUGAACCUUGCUCUAUCAGCGGUCGCCAAGUGGAGACGUCUAGUCCUUAUCAGUACUCUUGUUAUAUCUGCGAUUUGCCUGGUCUUAAUAAAUAUGAUUAUUCAGCCUAUAGUCACUGUCGGUUUAUUUACAAUGGUCAUGAUCACUGGCAUCGGAAUCGGGAAUGUAGCGACUUACUUCAAUGAUAUGUAUCCUACAUCUUUUAGAGGCCUAGCGACAAGUCUUGGAAGCAUGACAGCAAGAAUGGCGUCUUUUGCAGGAGUUAAUAUUUUUGGAGCCGCUAUUGUUAGCCACUGCAGUUUGCUGUUCUACUGUUGGUCAUUGUUUGUCAUUUCUGGGAUAGCAGUGUCGCUGUUACUACCUGCAGAUGGAAAAUUUUCGUAACAAAAAUGUUAUAGUAAAUACAAAAUAAUGUUGAUAAAUUUUGUUACAUUGUUAGAUU
Molecule: messenger RNA, 1639 nt
Organism: Amyelois transitella
Lineage: Eukaryota; Metazoa; Arthropoda; Insecta; Lepidoptera; Pyralidae
Exons: 10
Coding region: 130-1581 (483 amino acids)
Biological process (GO): transmembrane transport
Molecular function (GO): transmembrane transporter activity
Source: RefSeq, a predicted model, not a curated record